AUGACGCGCGAGCCAAGGGCCGAGGGGGCCACCGCGGGCGGGCGAGCGAGCCGGCCGGGAGGCGAGCGGCGCGCAGGAGAUCCUCUCCGGCCCCGCCUGGAACGCGAGACCCCGGCCGCUGCCCGGGGCCGUGCGGAGAGCCGGGAGGCUCCGCCAGCCCCGCAGAGCGCCACCACCACCCCCCCCCCCCCCCGCCCGGGCACGCUGCCCCAGCGGGGCGCCGCCCCGCCGUCCCCACGGCCCGGCCCGCGGACCCCGGCCCGCCCGCCCCCCGACCGCGCACCCGAGCCGCCGGCUUCGUGCUUGCGCCGCUCGCCGGGAAGGGGUCUGCGCCGGCACCGCGGAGGCACGGAUUACUCAGCAGAUAAGGCAGGCUUCCUGCGCCCUCCACAACUUUCUAAUUGCAACCGACACACGGCCGCCGGGGAACGUGGUCCCCGCUUCCCAGAGCGCCGCCUCGCCUCUUUCCUUCGCCCUCCUAGUGGACGUCUUCCCGUGGAUCCUGCCCUUCCCAGCACCCACCCCCCACAGCCCAGCGAGCCGACUCCGGGGGACUGGAAACGGAAGGCUAAGGGUUCUCGUCUGCAAAGUUUGGCGAACGGACCUUCUCUCCAGCCUUCCCGGCCCCAGCUCGAGGCUCUUCCCGGGCACCAGAGGUGGGGGGCGCGGCACCCAGAAGAGCCCCCCGGCCGUUCUCCGGAGGCAGCUGCUAACUGUUGCAGUGCGGAGCGGAGAGGAGGCGCGCGAGCCGGGGCUGGGCAGGGUGGGGGUCGCGGCUCCCGCCAGGGGGGCCUGCGCAGGCCGCGGGAGCCGUCCUGCCCGCGGGCGUCCCGGGCCCCCCGGCGGCCCGGAGCCUGCAGCCGCACCCCGUCCCUUACCUGGGGCCACCGGCUGGCUGCGGGGAGGGAGCCCCCGCCGCGCGGCUGCAGUGGCGGCUGCAGAAGGCGCGGAGUGAAGGGGCCGGAGACCGAGCCUCGCCGCCGCCGCCGCCGCCGCCGCCGCUUCGGGGAGCUCAGCUCGCAGCCUAUUGCCAGAGAGGCCGGUGACGUCAGGCAGCCACCGCCAGGGCUCCGAGCCACCCCUCAGGCCCCCACCCCACCCUCAUACCCCAACACCCCGGCCUGGCCGAGCGCGCCUCGGCCACACACAUCCCCAGACUCCCUCUGCGUCCCCGCCAGGGGCCACCGACCGGGAGCAACCCCAGCAGCGCGCUCUGAGCAACCCACCUUCCGCCCUGCUCUGCCUGCGAAGGGCCGAAGCUUCAGUUCUGGGGCUGCCCGACUCCUCGCCCACGACCCUUUGCCACAUGGUCCCGGCAACACAUUUUUUUAA
Messenger RNA from Prionailurus viverrinus (fishing cat), 1332 nucleotides. Its product is annotated as serine/arginine repetitive matrix protein 1-like. NCBI's taxonomy places the organism in Eukaryota, Metazoa, Chordata, Mammalia, Carnivora, Felidae. The transcript is spliced from 3 exons. Bases 1 to 1332 code for a protein of 443 amino acids. The record is from RefSeq and is a predicted model, not a curated record.